AUGCUAUGUCACUUCAAUGUCACACUCACCUAUAUUAAGAUCGUCUGCAUGACUGCUACCGGAGAAACAGCAGCUGGAUUUCUCACCUUUCUCACCCUCAAGAAGAUUGACUCUGCGAUUGCACGGUUUCACAAUAUUACACUCGAAUCGUCUCUACCGGCUGAGUCAAUUGACCUCAGCGAUAUUCCUACUAUUGAGGAGAUACACGUCGUAACCGGUGUUCCCGUUCCAAUACGUUAUCUACGAGAACUAUUACCAUCAUCGCCAUUGAACAACCGUAUGAAGACGUCACCAGUGUUUCAACUACUGGACGUUCGUGAUGGUCAACGUAGCAAGCGGGCAAUCGACAUCGUGGUUCAGGUCGAUGACAUGGUCGACGCCAGCAUCAACGUACACUCUCUUGGCUCCGGUGUUUCUGCUGAUUACAGGCGGCGACAAGUGAGAGGAGAAGGGCAUCGAGGAACGGUAUUCGGGGAUACGAUCGGCUGCCUCGUCCUGCUACGACCCCACACCGUUCCCGUCCAGCGACUUCCGCCCAUCGUCGUCCAUGUUGUAUUCGCCGUUAUUCGCUGUUAUGAUGUCAUGUUCGACUGUUAG
Messenger RNA from Haemonchus placei, 597 nucleotides. The record is from the annotation of a GenBank genome assembly. Lineage: Eukaryota; Metazoa; Nematoda; Chromadorea; Rhabditida; Trichostrongylidae.